AUGUUAAUACACUGCUGCCUGCUGUUAUCUAAGCUCCAGAAGAAGAAGACUGGAGGGGGACGGGACGGGGGACGGGAGGGGGACGGGACGGGGGACGGGAGGGGGACGGGAGGGGGACGGGAGGGAGACGGGACGGGGGACGGGAGGGGGACGGGAGGGGGACGGGACGGGGGACGGGAAGGGUGGACGGGAGGGGGACAGGAGGGGGACGGGAUGGGGGACGGGAGGGAGACGGGACGGGGGACGGGACGGGGGACGGGAGGGGGACGGGACGGGGGACGGGAGGGGGGACGGGGGACAGGGGACAGGGGACAGGGGACGGGACGGGAGGGGGGGGGACGGGAGGGUUGA
Messenger RNA from Oncorhynchus kisutch (coho salmon), 351 nucleotides. Its product is annotated as acanthoscurrin-1-like. The coding region runs from base 1 to 351 and encodes 116 amino acids. The record is from RefSeq and is a predicted model, not a curated record. Lineage: Eukaryota; Metazoa; Chordata; Actinopteri; Salmoniformes; Salmonidae. The transcript has a single exon.